This is a messenger RNA of Cloeon dipterum, 1935 nucleotides long. RefSeq names its product GRIP and coiled-coil domain-containing protein-like. The transcript is spliced from 22 exons. Lineage: Eukaryota; Metazoa; Arthropoda; Insecta; Ephemeroptera; Baetidae. Bases 428 to 1876 code for a protein of 482 amino acids. The record is from RefSeq and is a predicted model, not a curated record.
CUGUGCGUUCGUGGAUUACGUGAAAUUUCAAUUAUAUAACAAGAAAUAUCGAUUUUAAAAAAUCAGUCAUAUAUAAUAAUCGCUUUUAAUGGAAGACAAUCGAAAAAUAGUUGGUUUGCAUGAAAUAACAAAUAUAAUAAUAUUUUUUCUUAAAAUCAGUCGAAAUUCUUAAACAUUGAUGAGUUAUACUUAUUUGAUAGUCCGGCCUGACAUCGUUAAGGUUACAGAAAAUUUAAUCGGUAUAGUCGGUUUUGCACAACCCUAAAAUCAUACGCGGACUCAGUAUUUAAAUGUUUGCUCCUCCUCCUCUCACAAUCAGUCUUGAUCUGCUAUGUAACGCAGUCGAUUGCUUUCUGGUCCUCUUAUACUAACCCACAUUACUUCGAUUUAAAAUUGAAGUAGGUUUUUUUAACAAUUAAUCAGCAAAAUGCUUUCUCGUUUUAUUCUGAUACUCGUCUGCUUGUUCUUCGCGACUUGCUCUGCUCAAUACUGCCAAUAUGGCCCGUACAACCCAUGUGUGUGCUAUGGAGGGACGGUGAACCAUGCACCGGCAAAUUACCCGCAUGUUUGGUUGAAUGAUUCUCUGGACAAACUCCAUGAAUGCACCAAAACAAGACUCCAAGAAGUAGGGCAUGAUAAUAUGGAGUUAAUUCGUAAUCGUCAGACAAGCGUGGAGAAUGAAUUGAGGGGGACAAUGCAACUUGUGCAGGAACUCACAGCAAAAGUCAACUAUUUAGUAACAAAGGCUGAACUGCAGAAAGUCGUCGGAGAGCUGAACAAUCAGGACGAGAAAUCCAAUUCAAACAUCUACAAAUUAAAAUCUCAGCUGGAUUCGGACCGGGAAGCGACCAAAUCAAAUAUCAAAAUGUUGCAAAAUGAGUUUGGAACCCUAAAUAAUAAGCAGGAUAAUUUAAAGAAAUUCGUAAGAGAUGAGCUGAGGAAUCAGGACGUAAAAUCUAAUUCAAACACAAAGGAAUUAAAAUCUCAGCUGGAUUCAGACCGAGAAGCGACCAAAUCAAAAAUCACCACGUUGCAAACUGAGUUCGGAACCCUGGAAAAUAAGCAGGAUGAAUUGCAGAAAGUCGUAGGAGAGCUGAAGAAUCAGGACUCAGACAUCAACAAAUUAAAAUCUCGGCUGGACUCUGACUGGGAAGCGACAUAUUCAAACAUCACCGCGUUGCGAAAUGAAUUUGGAACCAUGAAAAAUGAGCAGGAUAAUUUGAAGGAUGAUCUGCAGAAAUUCGUAGGAGACCUGAUGAAUCAGGACUCAUCUUGUAGAAGGGACAUUCGUGAGUCGGAAAACCGUUUAGAGGCUAACCAAAAUAGUUUGACUUCAAAGAUUGAUGGGACACGAAUCGCAAUAAAAACACUGAUAAACGACCAGGCCACCUUAAAGAGUGAAGUUAGCGACGCAAAGCAACAGUUUAGGAACCAGCUGCAGCAAUUGAAUGCAAAGGUGGUGGAGCUAUGCAAGCAAAAGCGAUGGGUCGUGUCUACGCUGGCAAAUGGAAAAACGUAUCAUUUUUCGUUGCAAAAAUAUACAUGGGACAUGGCGAAGACGAUCUGCGAGGAGAAAGGAAUGCGUCUUGCUAGUCCGAAAACUCAGGAAGAAAUCAGUCUUUUGCAUAAAAAACUGACGGAGCUGGAGCCAGAUGAUGCUUUUUGGCUUUCUGCGUCUGAUGCGGCAAACAAAGGCGUCGAAUAUCAGUGGCUGGAUGGAGAGGUGCUCAACAGUACCUUGUGGGGAAAGGAAAGGUUACCAGACGACGACGGAAAGGGUUCUGCAUUCUGCGGUUAUAUCAGGAAAAUUCAUGAAGUUAAAUUGUACAAGGAUAAAUGCACCCACUUUGCCUAUAUCAUUUGCGAGAUGCAAUAAUCUUAUUUUUCACUGAAUUUAUUUGAAAAUCUGUAACAUAAACUGAUUCUACCCUCUUA